Molecule: messenger RNA, 899 nt
Organism: Stylophora pistillata
Lineage: Eukaryota; Metazoa; Cnidaria; Anthozoa; Scleractinia; Pocilloporidae
Product: D-aminoacyl-tRNA deacylase
Biological process (GO): tRNA metabolic process
Cellular component (GO): cytoplasm
Molecular function (GO): D-tyrosyl-tRNA(Tyr) deacylase activity
Source: RefSeq, a predicted model, not a curated record
UACGCAUGCUUUUGUGAGGUGUCUGUACUGAAUUGGACUCGAUGGAGGAAAUUCUGUAACACUUCCGGCCGAUAUCUUUUGCGAUAACUUAGAGUUUUCAUCCAGAAUUCUUCCUAAUGAGAGCCAUUGUUCAGCGCGUCACACAGGCAAGUGUUUCUGUUGAUGGUGAAGUUAUUAGUUCCAUUGGAAAAGGACUUUGUGUUUUACUUGGAAUAUCAAAGUAUGACACUCCUAAAGAAAUUGAAUAUAUGGUGAGAAAAAUUCUUAACUUAAGAGUCUUUGAUGAAAAUGAACAAAGAUGGAAGAAGUCUGUUGUGGAUAAAAAUUUUGAAGUACUGUGUGUGAGUCAGUUCACACUACAAGCAGUUCUAAAGGGAAAUAAACCGGAUUAUCAUCUUGCAAUGGGGGGUGAACAGAGUAAGGCUUUCUAUGGAGAUUUUCUUCAAGCAAUGAAAUCAGCCUACAAACCUGAUGCCGUUAAAGACGGAAAAUUUGGAGCGUACAUGCAAGUUCAUAUUCAGAAUGAUGGUCCAGUUACAAUAUCAAUAGAAACGCCACCGCCGCAACAAGUACAACAAAAACAGGUUAAAGGAACUUCAGGUUCUACAAAAGCAGCUACCAUGACUGUGGAUGAAGGAGCUGCAAAUAGUUUCCCCAAUGCUGAAAAUCAUAGUUCGCUAAUCGACGCUGAACAACAAAUACAAGAAUUUGACGAUCUCAACGUGGACGAAAAACAAGGAAGGACGUGACGCUAGGUCAAUUCCAAACCACAAGUGGAAAUCUUGUACAGUUUAAUCUGGACGCCACAGAUUUGCUUUGCAUAUGUACGAAACAAAUUUGAAAAUUAGAUGUUUAGGUAUUUUGGUGUAGAAAAAAUAUAAAUAAUGACAUUGAAGUUA